This is a messenger RNA of Acaulospora colombiana, 173 nucleotides long. Lineage: Eukaryota; Fungi; Glomeromycota; Glomeromycetes; Diversisporales; Acaulosporaceae. The record is from the annotation of a GenBank genome assembly.
UGUCUCCCUCCCGUUUACAUCGACACUUUGAGAGAUCGAGAGAGUGACGUUGGAGAACAUGUUGGAACCUCCAAAAUUCGCGUGGACAUCACAAAGAGGGGAAGAAGCAAGUUUAGCUCACCUCGAUUCCCCGAUAUUGCGGCAUGCGCACCACGAACACUGACGCACACCAG